ACAAAGCAAAGUUCCACCCUCCCUCCCUCUCUCUCUCUCUUUUCUCUUCUCUUAAAAAAAAAAGUUUUGAGAAUUUCACUUUUCUAUUCACAGCAGCCCUGGCCAAAGUAAAGCCCUCUUUUACAUUGACGUCAAGAUCUUUACCAAGAUUAGGGUUUCAUUUCUGUAUUGCAGCAAUUAGCCAGGGAAUGUAUAAAAGGCUUCAGGGAAGCAAGCUAGGACUCCAGAGGGAAAGCACUUUGCACCACAGACAGAUAGCGCGAGAGAGGAGGGAGACAGGGACACACAGAGAGAGGGACAGAAAGUUUGUGUACAAAGACCUUAAAAAAAAGUAGCGUUGCACCUGGUAAUACUGGUGACACAGAAAUUAGAGGUCUGCUUAGUGCUUAAAUAGCUGAGAGACAAUGGGACAGGAGAGGAAAGUGAACGAUCUCUGCUUAAAUUUCAUAAUUGCAGGGAAGUAGAAGCACAGCUGCCUCUGUCUUUAACGGACUCCAAAGGGCUAUUGGAUAAGGGAAACAUUUUAGUCUCUGAAAAAGAAAAAGCAGCUCAGAGUAGAAUGAAUUUCAUGCUGAGUUCUGGCUUUGACCAGCCUGAGUAUAUUUAAUAAUUUCUGCUGCCGUUGAGAGAAAGAGGCGGGAGGUGGAGGGGGCUGAUGAGUUUUUUAAAAAUGCCUUUCAUUUUAUUUUAUCUUAUUUUUUAAAUGAGUGCUCAGGGCAAAAAAGGGAGCUGAAGGGAACCCGUUGGAGAGCAGCAGCAGGGAAGAUGGGUCUGUUAAGCGUGGAUUUGCUGAUCGCGCUUCAGAUCUUGCCGGUUUUUUUCUCCAAUUGCCUCUUUCUUGCACUCUACGACUCUGUGAUCCUCCUGAAGCACAUGGUGCUGCUCCUGAGUCGCUCUAAGGCGGCGCGUGGCGAGUGGAGAAGAAUGCUGACCUCGGAGGGACUACGCUGCGUCUGGAAUAGCUUCCUCCUAGAUGCCUACAAACAGGUGAAAUUGGGAGGAGAAGCCCCAAACUCCAAUGUGAUCCACAUAGCUAAUGGCAGCAGCAGCAGCAGUAGCAGAAGGAAAAGUGUUGGCGGGAAAUAUGGAACCAAGUGCCACCUCCUUGACUUUGCCAAUUCAGAGCGCCCGCUUGUGGUUAACUUUGGUUCAGCCACCUGACCCCCAUUCACGAGCCAGCUGUCGGCCUUCGGCAAGCUGGUGGAGGAGUUCUCAGGUGUGGCCGAUUUCCUGUUGGUCUACAUCGAUGAGGCUCACCCAUCGGAUGGCUGGGCUGCCCCUGGGAUCUCCCCCUCCUCAUUUGAGGUGAGGAAGCACAGGAACCAGGAAGACCGAUGUGCUGCUGCUAACCAGCUCCUGGAGCGGUUUUCCUUGCCACCCCAGUGCCAAGUGGUAGCUGACUGCAUGGACAAUAAUGCCAAUGUGGCCUAUGGGGUCUCCUUCGAACGAGUGUGCAUCGUGCAGAGACAGAAAAUUGCCUACCUGGGGGGCAAGGGCCCCUUUUUCUACAACCUCCAGGAAGUCCGGCUUUGGCUGGAGCAAAACUUCAGCAAGAGAUGAAAUCCAGUCUAAGUUGAACAAAGUGUGUCAAGAGCUUUGUCCCUUUAAAGUGAUAUAAAAGGGAAAAAAACACACUGUUUUACAAUAGGUCUUUUGGGGCCUGUUGCAGGAGAACAGGUUCAAUAAUAAGGUCAAAUGAAUGCAAGCCAGGAAAAAAAACAAAAAAAAACCCAGCACAUAAAAAGAGAAUUGUGUGAGACAAUCCUACUCCUGCCUUCUUAACAGGGCAGAAAAGGCCACUGUGAAAAGUGCUGCUGCUGCGCAUGAAAGGUGGUGGGAUGAGAUUUCUCGCCCAUCCUUUUAACAACAUGUUGACUUUAGGUUCAGAAGAAAGCAUUGCUUCCUGGAAGGCGAUUCUGCGGAGAGGCAACCUCAUGUAUUUGAUCAGGGACAUCUCACUUUUCCAUUGAGGCCUGUGUAGGCAACUUGCCAGCAACCUGGGACCUUCAAUUAAUUUGCAUAAAAUGGAGUGGAUUAUGACUGCCUUCCUGUUUUGAUAGAGAUGUAUGACCCAGCAGAGACUACAAGAUCCACCAUGCAGUGCAAACUGGCUGCUCAGUUCAAGAUGAAACAUUGUAUGUGGAUUUUGGUACUCUCUACAGGCAGCCUCUCUGCGUUGUGUGUGUGUGUGUACAGUACGCACACAUACACACACACACAAACACACACACUCUUAGGCUUCUGUAUGUUAACAAUUAAAUUGGCAGCAGGCCACACCAUAGAACUCCAUAGGCUGCAUUUGGCUCUCAGGCUACACCUUGGUCACCACUGUGAGACAGAGAAGGAGAGAGAGAGAGAGUGAAGAAAAGCGGUGAUGGGCGGGCGGGGGAGGGAGAAGGAUACAGAUGAAAGAGUCUGCAAGAUCCUAAGAUCAAAGGAGUGAGGGAGAAAGAAACAGAGAUUGUGUAAUAAAACUAUAACUUUUCACUUUGAAAAUUCAGAAAGUGGGAUUAUUUGUCACCAACACACACAGAUAUACACACACAGUGAAGAGUUCAGCUGAUGCCAGCCUUCAAUAUGUGGGACUGAAAAGAUGUAUUCAUUGCUGCUUUUUUCUUUCUUAAAGAGAAACAGCAGAGAGAGAGAGAGAGAGAGAGAGAGAGAAAGAGAAUUAGGGGUAAUUUUGUGUUUAGUUUUGUAAAAGUAAUUUAUUUCUUUUGACCUAGCAGGCAUAUUUUUGAGCGGGGGCGGGACUUACACACCACUUUACCUCAUUGGAAUUGAAACCUGUCCAGUUGAUUACCCUGUUAAAGUGGUCAUGUUGAUUUUUGCUAUCCUAGAUGCCUGCAAUUAGUUUACAGCCAUAUUAGUUCAUUGAAAAGUUAAACAGUCUUUAGCCUCAGCAACUGCAAUUCUGUUGGGCAGGAUAGCAUUUGGUUCAUGUUUCAUUCUUCUUCUCAGAAGCCUUUGGGGAAAAAAACCCCAUCACACUGGCCUCACAGUCACCACUUUAUUUCUCUGAAGAGGUUAAGGAUGAACUGAGUGAAUUAUCAAGAACAAUUGUAACAAAUGGCUGGAUUUCUCAAAAAUGGCUGAGGGGAAUAUUCUGAAGUAUAUUUAAAGAGACACUGUCAACUUGGUCUAGGCCUUAAGUAUGUUUAGGUUUUGUAAAAAAUUAAGGGAUUUUACAAAACCUAACACAAAUGGACAUGCUUCCAUUGUGCUAGUGCAUGAGAACUGGGAAGUGAAACUGACUAAUUACAAGAGUGAACCUGACCAGCGUAGUUUCACAGUCCAAGCUGAGAGAAAUGCAAAACAAGCAAACAGCAUAAAGUGGGGGAAAAUAAAGGAAAGUGUUAAAUCUCUUACCCUGCUAAUCACCUGAGAUGUUAGUACAAAUACAGGGAAGAACUGAAAAAAAAAAAGAAAUAUUUCUAUUUUACAGUGUCCCUUUAAUCACACUUGGCAUAUUUCCUUUUGUUUUGGUGUGAGUCAAUUCAGCUAAUGCACAUGGCAUUUUAAAAAAAAAUAUGUCUCUUUUAAGAACAGAUAUGACAUUUUGACAGCAAUGUGAGUGUGAUUUCUUAUGCAUCCAGGUUAAUGCCUCCCCCCUGGAUGCAUAAACAAACCCUGGUAAAGCAUAGGGUGACCAGAUGUCCCGAUUUUAUAGGGACAGUCCUGAUUUUUGGGUCUUUUUCUUAUAUAGGGGCCUAUUACCCCCCACCCCCGUACCGAUUUUUCACACUUGCUGUCUGGUCACCCUAGUAAAGCAUCCCAGAGAAUCUGGUGGGGAAUGGAGUUCAGAGAGCCAAGUUCAGCUGGGUGGACGGAAGAGCGUGGUACUCCUGUAUUUCAGGUUUUCAUACUUGCGCUAAGUAAUUUGUGAUGAGGGGUAAAAAAGGGAAGAUGACAUACACUGUUGCCUUCUUUAGGGUGGGCCAAGGGUAUAUAGUAAGAGGUAAGAAGAAAAAAUUGAACAAUGGAAAAUUUAGGCUGAAUAUCCAUCUACUCCAAUGUCUGCCUUCUGGUAUAUAAACCUGACUUCUCAGACCAUUCAGUGAAGUGAUAAUGACCUAGCAAUUACUAUGGUACAUUUUUAUGACUGUGUGGGAGAGCUACCUUAAACCUAUGAACACAGAAACAGGAAUUGCCUACUGGAUCAGAUCACUAGUUCAUCUAGUGCAGUAUCCUAUCUCGGAUAGUGUCAGAUGCUUUAGAAGAAGGUGCAAAAAUCCCUAUACUGGACCAUUCAGAAGUAAACUGUCCACAGGAGUUACUUGUUCUGAACCACAGACAGUUAAUGCUUGGCUUUAUCCUUUCUAGUGUGACUACAGAUGUCUUCAUUAUCCAUAUAAAUGCCUGGUCCUUUUUUGGAAUUCUGUGAAGAACUUGAGCUCAGUUCUGUCUCAUGGCAGUGAAUCUGAUGAUCAAAACACAUCCUGUGUUUAAAAAAAAAUUCCUUUUAUCAAAUUUGUUGCCUUUCAAUUUAAUUGAAUUUCUCCUUGGUCUUGUAUUAUAAGACAGAGUAAAUAGGGGCACCCAAUUCUCCUUCUGUGUGUCAUUCAUUAUUUUGUAUACUUUUGAUGCAAGUCUUAUUUGUGUCCUUUCUAAACAAAACAAUCCUAAUCUUUCAAUCCCUCAUAUGGGUCCAUAUCUCUUAUCAUUUCCUCCCAUUUCUGGACUCCUUCUCUUUUUGCUUAACUACCUUUUUCAGGUAGGGUGACCAGAGCUGAAAACAGUAUUCCAGAUGAAAACAUUCAGUGGGUGUAUAUAAUAAUGUAAUAUUUUCAAUGUUAUUUUCUAUUCCAUUCUUCAGACAUCCUAAACUUUAUCAUUCCAUAACUGCUUCAGGCUAUAACCCGAUGUGCUUUGUAAAGCUUAAACCUACCUUUCUUUCUUUCUUUCUUUCUUUCUUCAAUCUGGGACUUUUAGCAUUGUCUAAGUUGUCUGUUUGCGAAAUGCCAACCCAAGUGUCUAAUAUGACUGUUGAAACAUAUCUUAAGAUCACAAGAAGGAGUCCGAAUUAGUAACUCUAAUACUCCUUUGCAUAGCUAAAGUCACAGUAAUUUUGCAUAGCUUUUUUCUCCUUUUUGGAUUUCUACUAUUUUGUCCCUCUCUUAUGUGUGGGUGUCUUGUUAUUCAUAGAUGGGUUUUCAUUGCACAGCAAGGGAAUUAUAAAACUGGCUUCUGUAAAUAGACAAUCCUCAAGGAUCAGAACUUUCUUUCUUGGCAACAUAAAUUCCUGACCCUGGCCAAAAUGCAAAGAUGCUGGCAACCUCUGUGGUUAUCAUGACAGGGAUACAUUUUGUAAAUUCUUUUGAUCCCUCCAGAAAACAUAUGGCCAAAAAGCAGAGGGGAAUAUUUUCAAUAGAAAAGAAAUGAGCUUAGAGAAAAAGAUGUUUUGUCUUUUAUAAGUGAUUAAUAGAAACAUUAAAUACAAUUCCUUUAAUUUUUUGAUGGUGUAAAAGGAUACAACUUUUAGAAAAGGUUUAAAGAAUAAUGAAAUAAUGUCACCAUUUUGCUACUAACAUGGCAUAAUUGGCCAGGUGCAUUGUGAGGUUGGGUUUCCCUUUCUCUGUACCUUUACACAAGGCAUCUGCUGGACCAGAAUAACUAUUGUUUAUUCCAGUAUGGCAAAUCUUACAUUCUGAAGUUGAAUAGAAUUCACAGAAGAGGCUAAUGCCUGAAAAUAUUCCAGAAAGUCACUGCACAGAAUAGGGAAUGCAGUCCUGUCCCUUGGCAGUAGCUGGAGAUCGGUAACUGUUUUUUAAAAUAUCCUAGCAUGCCUGCAAAGUCACUUUGGACCUGAUUCUCCACAGACGUUUGCCUUAUAUCAUUAUUUAGCCCUGUGCAAAAUAAGUGUAAGUGACACCACCAGAAUGAUAGCUUUUUGCUCAUCCUUUGCACUUGUGUAAAUGAUGACACAAGGUGAAAGGCAGUGGAGAAUCAGGCCCGGCACAUUUUAAAAUGAAAAAAUGCAUGGCAAAAUGUAUGUCACUGAACAGCUGCGCUAAGGACUUCAAAAACCUAAAGGCGAUUAUUCUUCUGAAGGUUGUCUAGAUGGAGAAAUCCAUGAAGCUUCUUAAAAAUGUCUCAGUGGUGUGUGUGAGACCUUUAUAUGUUGUUGGGUGUAGGAUUAAGAUUUUUAACAUACAUUCAGUACUAUAACCAAAGCGAUAAAAGAGGUAUCAGGUAGGGAAUAAUGGCCAGUUUUGUUCGACUCUACACCAUAUCAAUGCAUGACCCAUAUGCAGCAAACUAGAGGCCUGAAUUCUGGGCUGUACAGAUGGGGGAUGAGGGCAAGGCAGGGGUGCUAGUGUGCUCAUGAAGACCGCUAACAAAAGAGUAACUAACUCCGUUGGCGUUCAGAUACCAUCACACUGGCAUUUCUUUCUGCGUUUUGUUAUCUCUGUUUGGAGGGUCUGCUUGAUGUCCAUUCAUUUGAGUACUGUGGGUAGAGAUGUGUUUGUGUGUGCAUCAUUGUUUAGAUGUCAGAAAUAUACUUCAUAGGAGAACCAGCACAAAUGUGUUAUAAUAUUGGUGCUCUGUGGAAUGUGUGCUUUUUAGACUUGUUUUUUUUUCUUGUAUUUUAAUAAAAUCUAAAGGCAAAAAUA
Malaclemys terrapin pileata is the source of this 6614-nucleotide messenger RNA. RefSeq names its product iodothyronine deiodinase 2 (gene DIO2). Gene Ontology annotation, molecular function: thyroxine 5'-deiodinase activity. Lineage: Eukaryota; Metazoa; Chordata; Testudines; Emydidae. The record is from RefSeq and is a predicted model, not a curated record. The transcript has 2 exons.